AUGUCAAAUUGGAGUUCUGAUCAAGAAGUUGAUGAUAUGGUAGAGGAAGAAGUUGACAGUAUAGUAGAGGAAAUUCAGAACCAUUGGACUCAUACAGAAGAUCCACAAUUACCAGUUUUCAGAAGAGUGCACAUUAAUAGAGACCGAGAAGGAGGCCAUAUUCGGUUAUGGAAUGAUUAUUUUAGUGAGAAUCCCACUAACACUCAAGGUAUGUUUCGCCGUCGAUUUAGAAUAAACAAAUCGUUAUUCUUGCGUAUUGUUAAUAGUAUUAAAGAUGGGGUCCCUUACUUCAAACAAAGUCGGGAUGCAACUGGAAGACUCGGUCUUUCUGCACUUCAAAAAUGUACGACAGCAAUUCGUAUGAUGACAUACGGAAGUGCAGCAGAUGCGAUGGACGAAUAUCUAAGACUCGCUGACACGACUGCGCACAAAUGCCUAGAAGAAUUUGUUAGCGGAGUUAUAAAUCUUUUCGGAGAUGAGUACCUCAGGAAGCCUACAACGGAAGACCUGCAACGAUUACUGAAUCUUGGAGAAUAUCGUGGUUUCCCCGGAAUGAUAGGGAGCAUAGAUUGUAUGCAUUGGGAGUGGAAGAAUUGUCCGACGGCAUGGAAAGGAUAG
Molecule: messenger RNA, 618 nt
Organism: Camelina sativa (false flax)
Lineage: Eukaryota; Viridiplantae; Streptophyta; Magnoliopsida; Brassicales; Brassicaceae
Source: RefSeq, a predicted model, not a curated record